GCCGGCGGCGGGGUCUCACCGCCUCUUCUUGCCGUCCCCCCGCAGGGAGCGACCGGCCCCCCGCGCCACCAUUGCCUCGCACGGCAAGGAGGACCUGCUCGCCGCCGCCGCCCGGCUCUGGCAGCGGAGGAGGCGGCUGCUGGCCGCCGCCGGGCUCGCCCUGGCCAUGGCCGUCGCGCUGCUGGUCGCCGUACCCCUGCUGCUGCUGCAGGCGCCCGCCGACACCGGCGCCCACUACGAGAUGAUGGGCACCUGCCGCAUGAUUUGCGACCCGUACAGCGGCGGGCGGCCGCCCGGCCCCGGCAGCACCGCCGCCGUGGAGGCCCUGCAGGACCUGGGCGCCAACCCCCCGCCGCCCUUCGUCCAGGGACCCAAAGGGGAGCCGGGCCGGCCGGGCAAGCCGGGCCCCCGCGGGCCGCCCGGGGAGCCGGGGCCGCCGGGGCCGCGGGGCCCGCCAGGGGAGCGGGGGGACGCGGGCAAGCCGGGGCUGCCCGGGCUGGCGCUGGCGGGCACGGGCGGCGGCGGGAGCGGCGGCGGGGCGGCGGCGGGCGGAGAGGCGGCGGGAGGGCUGAGCGCCGCCUUCAGCGGGCCGCGCAUCGCCUUCUACGUGGGGCUGAAGAGCCCCCACGAGGGCUAUGAGGUCCUCAAGUUCGACGACGUGGUGACCAACCUGGGCAACCACUACGACCCGGCCAGCGGCAAGUUCACCUGCCAGGUGCGCGGCAUCUACUUCUUCACCUACCACAUCCUCAUGCGCGGCGGCGACGGCACCAGCAUGUGGGCUGACCUCUGCAAGAACGGCCAGGUGCGGGCCAGUGCCAUCGCCCAGGAUGCGGACCAGAACUAUGACUAUGCCAGCAACAGCGUGGUGCUGCACCUGGACUCCGGCGACGAAGUGUACGUCAAGCUGGAUGGAGGCAAAGCACACGGAGGCAACAACAAUAAGUACAGCACUUUCUCUGGCUUUCUUUUAUACCCCGAUUAACACACAACAAGCAACAUGACACAAGUGGCCCUGCCACUGAUGCUUGUGGGGCUGUUUGGCAUUUCCGUAUCCCAUCAUGCUGCUGUUCUGCUGGUAUCCACUGUCUCCACAGGUCACUUUAGCGUCAUUAUCAGUUUGUAUGUCUUUAUUUUUACUCCUGUGGAAAUGAAAUAGAAGUGAAACAAAGCAAUCCCCUUCUUUACUCUCCUGCAUUUCUUCUGACUGCCCUCUCCCUUUGUCAGCCUGCGUGUUUUGUGUGUCACACGAGGAACUCGGCAGCUUGAAACUCUCAAGUGGUUCCUGGAGGGUUUAAAAGAGCCCAGAGUUCAGACUGUGCCACAUACAGAAUUUGAACCAGUCACAUUUUUUCAUCAAAAAAGUAUUAAUUACGAUGAUGAAUUUUCAGAUCAACUAUUGCGAAGUGGGACUGGGCCAUAACUGUUCUUUCCUCUGCUGCUUUGUAUGGGGUCAAUUGUAAACUUUUCUUUCUGUGCUAUGCAAUGCUCAUGUGAAUGAUGGUGUCAUUAACGUCAAACCUGUUUCUGUCUGCAAAAGGAUUUGGUCGCUGACCACAGUCACCAAAAUAUCACAUUAAAUUAUGUUUUUAGACAAUGCCUUUUUGCUUUCUGUCUCUUCCAGUGCUGCAAAGAAGCACCAUGGUGCUGCCACAGGAGGGUGGGUAGAGGAGGGGGUCACUUUGGUCCCUUAGGUUUGCAGCAAAAUUUAAAGGUUUUUUUUAAAGGAUGGGGCACCUUGCCUAAGUCUUGAUUAUGGCUCAGGGGGGCUGGGAAGAAGCAGAGGGAGAGGAAAAAAAGCUUCACCUUUGCGCAGUUUUGUAAAAAGGAGACACGCUGUCAUCAAGAGGUGAAAGUGGGGCUGUGGAGCAGAUCUCCUGAACAGAUUUACUGGGUUUGAACCUGAUCUACAGGUUAACAAAGUACAGGAAAAGCAGUUUAAUCAGUGAUUAUGGAAAGCCAUGUUUCUAUAACAUGCUUGACAAAUGCAAGGAGGCAGCAGGGGAGAGAGUCUGUCUAAACCCUCGCACUUGCAGUGUGUGUAUGGGUUGGAAACCACACCUAACUGUAGGUGGGUCUGCACAGUGCCUGAGAUGGGCUAGGAGAGAAAGCUUGCUCAAGACUGACGAAUUCAGACCAUCUAGAAAGGUUUUCUUUUGAUGUCCUCAGUAAAUUCCAGCCACUCUGUGUCUUUUUAAGAAUGCACAGAUGUGUAACUACUGCAUGUGGUUCUGAGCCUUUAGUGUAGGAGGUGCAUCUUUCAUCAUCACCCCAAUAGGUAACCUCCUUAGUUUGGGUAAAUUGGUGAAGCUAAAACAAUUAAAUUGGUUUACACAAGCACUUAGUUUCAUUUUACUGUCUUGUCAUUUCGUUUUUUCCUUCUGAAGAUCUUACCUCCCUCUCAUUUUUCUGCCCUUUGCAGCUUUAGUGCAGUUUCACAAGUAAGAGAGACAGGAGCUGGACUGAAAACAGCUCUGCCAAGGCUGGAGCUUUGCCCCUGCCCUGAUGUUGCAGGAGGAAGGGGAACCCAGUUGGUUGGACUUGGUCCAGCCCCACUUUGGGGCAGCCCUGUGAUGACUGAGUUAUUACAAUUACUUCUGUCUCCUACCUGGUCCUUGGUGGGUAUUUUCUACUCAUUGGCUAGAAGAGGAGGGUCAAAGAGAGAAAGCAAUUCCUUCAUCCUGUCCUCAAACUCUCAAAAAUGUCCUCAAACAAAAAAAUCCCAGUCGAGGGAAGCAGAGUUCAUAACCAGGUACAUGUGUUAGACACUUAUCAAUCUCUGAUGUGUUGUCGAUUUGUACUAUUUAGAAUAUGAUUAAAACCAGUGUCUGAGACCCAAAUGAAGUAUAAUUGCUAUGGAUCCUCAAUUCCCACUGGAUCCGUAAUCCUUUUUGACUAUUCCUCCCCCCUCCUUCAAUGAAAUGGAGCUUAGACACAAAGCCCUUGGUUUAAAUUUCAAAAAAUUAAAAUUGACAUGCAGCAGCAUUAGCAGGAGCCAGGAGGAAUUCUAAGGAGGUGCCUGGGCUGUGCUUUAUCCUUUGCAUUAAGAAGCAAUUUGUACUUCUAACAAAGACCCAACUGUUCCCCCUUGGCAAAAGGGCAAUGAAGAUGCCUUGCAAGGGAAUUGCUGUUCACAAUACUUAAACAAAUUUGAAUCUUAGAUUUUUAAAUCUGUAUUCCCUGGUGGAGCCUGCUCCUCUCAAUUCAAAUGCAGGGCUGGUGGUGUGUGCCUGCCAAGGUGUCAGUAGCUAAGCAGAUGAUGGAUUGAUGAGGCAAUGGGAAGACACAGGCUCACAGUGGUGGUUUGCCCCGACAGUGAUCUAUGUAUCUGCACAUUAUCAAUGUCAUGAGGAGGCUUGAACCACCCUCGCUAGAUGUCUCAUUUUCCACUUACCUCUUAUGUACUAAUUAUCAGGCUGGAUUAUUCCCCAGGAUAGAAACAAAAAAAAAACCCGCUCAUUGCCCCUCCACUGACAGUUUACACGAUCGAUAGAAUGAAUGUCUCCCUCGGCUGCUCAUAGGCUUUUUUGUUUCCUCUCCUCAUUGCAGGGUCUUCCGAGAUUGCCUCUGUGGGGGGUUGAUGGCUCUCACCCAGAAUCUGCAGUGGUGGUGCUUGAACAGGCUCCUCUGUCCCACUCAUCUUGGUAGUAGCUCAGUGUGUGGGUUGUGUUUUUUUUCUGAAGUAACACAGGGAAAAGCAAUUGGGAGAUGAAAAACUUCAGUGCUUAGUGGUGCAUUUACCCAGAAAAGCAGAGGCAGCGCUGCAGAUGGGGAUGGUGGUCCCUGUGCUACUCGUGUCUAUGGGUGAGAGAAGGGUCAUGUACAGCCCAGCAAGCAGCCUGUAGCAGGCUUGUAACCCUCUGGGCUUCAACUGAGUUGUCCUCCCCUUGGCAAUGGUCCGUGGGUUCUACAUGGCACAAAGAGAAGGGGCUGUUUGUAGAGGGGAUACCCUGGUCCCCUGGUUUGAAUCAGAAGAGGAGAAUUAAGGUGUACUUAGAGGCUGACUUCAGCUUUUUCUGGGACCAGCUUUCCCAAAUGAUACUGGGAGCUCAAAUGACCAAUAGCCAGUGUCUGCUCUGGAGGUCUGAUCCCUUGGAGGUGUUAUUUUACUUGGUGAGUUAAGCAAAUGCUUUUAAGAACUGUUAGGUGAUCAAGUGUGAUGUGAAUAGGGAAUGCCCCCUGAAAGGAGAGGAAUGUUGGAGUCUUAGACAAAAGGUGCUUCUGUUUUGUACCCAGCUGUGUGUUCAGGUUAAAAUUAUAAUACAGAAGUUAAGAUUUAAAAAAAAAAGACAGGUGUUCGUGCUGUCAGAGUAACUUAGAUACUGUAGCAGCAGAUCCCCGAUUUUAGUGAAACUUUAUUCUGUAUCUGGUCAGCACUGGCUAGGGAAGGGAACCCUGGAGUAGAGGGGAGUGGGGAGACAUUGAAGCGCACAAAACACGGUGGAAGGGGCAAUUGGGAUGCUGCUGAGACCCCUGAGAGGAGUGCCAACCACCCCUGGUCUGUGGUUGUUCCCUGGAGGAAGGUGUUCAGGUUACUCUGCUCUCCCGAAAGCCCAAGCCAGUAUUUGUGACUGGGCACUUGUUUUCUUCUGUUUUGGCCUUCAUUGGCUUGGGAAACUCCUGGCAAGUCUCUAGGGAGAUGGGUGAGGAAAUCCUUCCUUGGCUUAAGUGAAGUAGGUGAGCUGCUGGGGCUGAGGUGUCACCAGCCAGUGUAGAGAGUUUUCUGACAAACCUGUGCUGCAAGAGCACCUGGAGUCUGGUGUCCCACAUGAAGUCUGAUGCCUCUGUGUUUUUCAGAAUGUCCGUUUGCAGAUUUUCUCCUUGUUGCUCAUUUCCUUGUAAAGUAGUGCCUGGGUCAGUGGGGCUCACAGGCCCACAGCAGGACAGAACAGCCCCGUGUCUGGGUUCUCCUCUUUCCCUUUUCCUGUUAGAAAAGCAAAGUGCUGCUUUCUGUGCCUCAUGGCUUAACAUGUGUGCAUUGAACCAUGCUUUGGUCUUCAUCUUGCUGCUUUUGAAACUCACUCCGGACAUUUUUCUUGGUGAUUUAAUGCUUGUUUAUCUUUUUACUUGGCUUCUCCAGUGGCUUAUGGUGCCUGGAUGGGUUUAAUUUGUGCACUCACAAAGUAGGGACAAUGGGUUUUGGUGGAUGCUCAUGUGUCCUUUUUCUGUUUAUGCCACAGACUAAUUAUAUUAAGGGAUCUGUGACACACAGAGGUGAAACGGCAUAUAAAUCUAUUUCAAAUCUGUUUGUGUUAAAUACCUUUUUUUGUAACAUGCCAUUUUUUUCCUUAUUGUGAUUGGAAUGAACUCUGGGAAAAAAUCCUGGUAAAAUCCUGUGUCUUAGUAUUGUGUCUGAGAUAAAGGAGCCUGUCAGAAUAAAAUAAAGACUAACUGAAUCUUCACUGA
Molecule: messenger RNA, 5406 nt
Organism: Chiroxiphia lanceolata (lance-tailed manakin)
Lineage: Eukaryota; Metazoa; Chordata; Aves; Passeriformes; Pipridae
Gene: C1QL2
Product: complement C1q like 2
Exons: 2
Coding region: 167-985 (272 amino acids)
Molecular function (GO): protein binding
Source: RefSeq, a predicted model, not a curated record